This is a messenger RNA of Pedinophyceae sp. YPF-701, 513 nucleotides long. NCBI's taxonomy places the organism in Eukaryota, Viridiplantae, Chlorophyta, Pedinophyceae. The record is from the annotation of a GenBank genome assembly.
AUGCCCUCGGACUCGGGCACCAUCGCGGUCGACCCCGAACCCUGCUGCGACAGUCUCGCGGCCAUGCUGCUGUGCGAGGACGGCGCCACAAGCGGAACGGAGUGGGCUGAGGACCUACACGAGAACGACAUGGACUUCGUGGACGCCGAGCCCGAGGCGGCUCCGGCGGACGAGCCUACCGUUCAGGAGCUCGGCCCCAACCAUCGCACGUCCGAGGGCCCGGACUGGGCGCCCAGGAGGCGGUCGAUGGACUUGCGGAAGGCCGUGCUCCUGCGGUGCGCCGCGUCGCGCCUGCAGAUCGACCUGCUGUGCAUCGAGGAGGCGUCGGACUUCAUGGCAGUCAACUUCCCGGACCUCGCGCCCGCGCAGUCCGCGGUGCGCUCGGCGUCCACGCGGAAAUUCCACGCACUCGAGCUGCCAUGCGCGGGCAUGACGCGCGCCACGCUCCAAGGCACUCGGCUCUCCGGCCCCGCGGAGGAGCAGUGCGCCCCCUUCGACCCCAACGUCCUCUAG